ACGAAAAUGAAUCAACGUCUCACGGGGGAGCCCGUGGUGGCGUGACGUUUACACCUAAAAGCAAUCUCAAUCUUCACCAGGGCGGAACGUUGUUUUGGAGAGAGGCAAUAACUUUUCUUUCCAGACCAGGGAGUUCAGAUAAGUUAACUCAACUGCCUAGUCAACAAAUUGAUUGAAUACUAUAUUUGAACUGAGGGUAGGGACAGUUCCCCAGUAGACUACCGGACGAGAGAUGAAUCAAGCUGCGCGAGGGACUUUGCUGCUCCUCGUCUUUGUGUUGAUAAUGCAAGACUGCUUCUCCUCUAAAGGGGAGGACAGGUUGUUCAGGAGGCUGUUUCGGAGGUACAACCAGUUUAUCAGGCCGGUGGAGAACGUCUCAGACCCCGUCACCGUGGAGUUUGAGGUUUCCAUGUCACAGCUCGUAAAAGUGGAUGAAGUGAAUCAGAUCAUGGAGACAAAUCUGUGGCUGAGACACAUCUGGAACGACUACAAGCUAAGCUGGGCCCCAGUAGAGUUUGAUGGGAUUGAGUUCAUCAGAGUUCCAUCCAACAAGAUCUGGAGACCUGACAUAGUGCUUUAUAACAAUGCUGUGGGAGACUUCCUGGUUGAAGAUAAGACCAAAGCUCUGUUGAAGUUUGACGGUACAGUCACCUGGGUUCCCCCUGCCAUCUUUAAGUCCUCCUGCCCCAUGGACAUCACCUACUUCCCCUUUGACUACCAGAACUGCUCCAUGAAGUUUGGCUCCUGGACCUACGACAAGGCCAAGAUCGACCUGGUGCUCAUUGGGUCAAAGGUCAACCUCAAAGACUUCUGGGAGAGCGGCGAGUGGGAGAUCAUCGAUGCUCCGGGCUACAAGCACGACAUCAAGUACAACUGUUGCGAGGAGAUCUACCCAGACAUCACCUACUCCUUCUACAUCAGACGCCUGCCUCUCUUCUACACCAUCAACCUCAUCAUCCCCUGUCUCCUCAUCUCUUUUUUAACAGUCCUGGUCUUCUACCUGCCCUCCGACUGCGGAGAGAAGGUGACCCUCUGUAUCUCUGUCCUCCUCUCCCUCACUGUGUUCCUUCUGGUGAUCACUGAGACCAUCCCAUCCACCUCCCUGGUCAUCCCCCUCAUCGGGGAGUACCUCCUCUUCACUAUGAUCUUCGUCACCCUCUCCAUCGUCAUCACCGUGUUCGUCUUGAACGUCCACUACCGUACGCCAAUGACCCACACCAUGCCGGGCUGGGUCAGGUCCGUCUUCCUCAGGGUGCUACCAAGAGUCAUGCUGAUGAGACGGCCCAUAGACCAGGACGGCAAGGCCCUCUGUUCAGACAGCGGGGAGGAGAGAGGAGCAGGAGGAGGUGGUGGAGGAGGGAAAGGAGGAAAGAAGAGGAAGAAUAGUCUGACGCAGGGAGGGAACUGCCUGGAGUUCGGAGACAACAAACUGACUGAGGGAGGAUGUGGAGAAAGAGGGGGAAAGAAGUGCCCUUGCCCCUGCCAACAUGGGAAGGAGACCCUAGAGACAACAGAUCCGGGGAAACUGAGCCGCCAGCUGAGUCCUCAGAGCAUCAACACGGUGGUGGCCUUCUCCGUCCUGUCCCCGGAGAUUAAACAGGCCAUCGAGAGCGUCAAGUACAUCGCCGAGAACAUGAGGAGUCGCAACAAGGCCAAAGAG
Messenger RNA from Oncorhynchus gorbuscha (pink salmon), 1660 nucleotides. Its product is annotated as neuronal acetylcholine receptor subunit alpha-3-like. Gene Ontology annotation, biological process: nervous system process; signal transduction; chemical synaptic transmission. Gene Ontology annotation, molecular function: transmembrane signaling receptor activity; acetylcholine-gated monoatomic cation-selective channel activity. The record is from RefSeq and is a predicted model, not a curated record. The annotation marks the transcript as partial. NCBI's taxonomy places the organism in Eukaryota, Metazoa, Chordata, Actinopteri, Salmoniformes, Salmonidae. Gene Ontology annotation, cellular component: postsynaptic membrane; synapse; neuron projection. The transcript is spliced from 10 exons.